Molecule: messenger RNA, 642 nt
Organism: Dioszegia hungarica
Lineage: Eukaryota; Fungi; Basidiomycota; Tremellomycetes; Tremellales; Bulleribasidiaceae
Exons: 5
Coding region: 1-642 (213 amino acids)
Source: RefSeq, a predicted model, not a curated record
AUGUCCCGCCCUGGCAAAUCCAACCGCCGCCCCUCUUUCCCCUCCUCAGCCGCCCCUGCUGUCCUCAACAACAUAGAUCAGCCGGCAUCCGCCUUAUCCAAGGGCGUCGUCCCGAGUAUAGCAUUCGUCAAGCACGGCAAAUACAUUGCGCUCGGCUCGGCCGGGCUAUGGUAUACCGGCUUGAUACCCCAUGCGCGGGGCAUACUGGAGAGCAAUAUGGCCAAGGGAUGGGCGGGAAGGCUGUUGAUGCUGGCGAUAGGUCUCCAUGGGACCACUGUGGCUAUCUUCCUGUAUCUCGUAGUUUUCUUGCCGUGGCUGAGAGGUUACAUUCCAAAUUAUCCUCUCUGGCAGCAGUCCGCCCGACUCCGAAUCAUCGUCCCCCUACUCACCUCCACCAUCCUCCUGGGCUGGACAAGCUUCGUCAUCUCCCUCACCCAGGCAGGUGAUCGCUCGGUGCUGGGUGCCCUCGGUGACGCAGUCAAGGCUGUCGGUGAGGGGGAUAGCGCCCGGCUUAGAGCUGAGAGCGGGAUGGGUGUCUGGCGGGCUAUGGCAGGAUCUACGGCGCUAUAUGUCCUUACUCUCGGCGUCUUGGGCUUCAUACCCAUGCCAACGAAUGUGUCCGUCGGCAAGAAGAAGGAUUAA